UGCUGGCGGCGCGGCCGCGGCCAGGGCUCGAGGCGGCGCCGGAGCGGCUCGGCGGGGCCGCGGCUCGCUCAUCGAAGGCGAAGGCGAAGGCUCAGGCUCAGGCUCCUUCCUGCGUCCGCUUCUGCGUUGUGUCCGGGCGGGCGGCCCGACGACGGCGAGCACCAUGUCGGUGGCGGGGUUGAAGAAGCAGUUCUACAAGGCCAGCCAGCUGGUCAGCGAGAAGGUUGGAGGAGCCGAAGGGACCAAACUCGACGAUGACUUCAAAGAGAUGGAGAAGAAGGUGGACGUCACCAGCAAGGCCGUCACUGAGGUGUUGGCCCGAACUAUAGAAUACCUGCAGCCCAAUCCAGCCUCGAGGGCCAAACUGACGAUGCUCAACACGGUGUCGAAGAUCCGGGGACAGGUGAAGAACCCCGGGUACCCCCAGUCCGAGGGGCUGCUGGGAGAGUGUAUGAUCCGCCACGGGAAGGAACUGGGCGACUCCAACUUCGGGGAUGCCCUGCUGGAUGCAGGGGAGUCCAUGAAGCGCCUGGCUGAGGUCAAGGACUCCCUGGACAUCGAGGUCAAGCAGAACUUUAUCGACCCGCUGCAGAAUCUGUGUGACAAGGACCUCAAAGAGAUCCAGCACCAUCUGAAGAAGCUUGAGGGCCGCCGGCUGGACUUCGACUACAAGAAGAAGCGCCAAGGCAAGAUCGCCGACGAGGAGCUGCGACAGGCCAUGGAGAAGUUUGAGGAGUCCAAGGAGGUGGCCGAGACCAGCAUGCACAACCUCCUGGAGACUGAUAUUGAACAAGUGAGCCAGCUCUCGGCCCUGGUGGACGCGCAGCUCGACUACCACCGGCAGGCUGUGCAGAUCCUGGAUGAGCUGGCUGAGAAGCUCAAGCGGAGAAUGCACGACGCCUCCAGUCGCCCCAAGCGGGAGCACAAGCCGCGGCCCCGGGAGCCCUUGGACUUGGGAGAACCUGAGCAAUCCAAUGGGGGCUUCUCCUGCACCUCGUCGGGGACCAAGAUUGCAGCCUCGUCGUCUUUCCGGUCCUCCGACAAACCCGCGCGGACCCCGAGCAGGAACAUGCCGCCCCUGGACCAGCCGAGCUGCAAGGCACUCUACGACUUCGAGCCUGAGAAUGCCGGAGAGCUGGGCUUCCGCGAGGGCGACGUCAUCACGCUCACCAACCAGAUCGACGAGAACUGGUUCGAGGGCAUGUUGGGGGGCCGCUCGGGCUUCUUCCCACUCAGCUACGUGGCCGUGCUGGUGCCGCUGCCCCAGUGACCCCACAUGGC
Molecule: messenger RNA, 1281 nt
Organism: Suncus etruscus (white-toothed pygmy shrew)
Lineage: Eukaryota; Metazoa; Chordata; Mammalia; Eulipotyphla; Soricidae
Gene: SH3GL1
Product: SH3 domain containing GRB2 like 1, endophilin A2
Exons: 10
Coding region: 164-1270 (368 amino acids)
Biological process (GO): synaptic vesicle uncoating
Cellular component (GO): cytoplasm; presynapse; glutamatergic synapse
Molecular function (GO): protein binding
Source: RefSeq, a predicted model, not a curated record